Messenger RNA from Meriones unguiculatus (Mongolian gerbil), 6749 nucleotides. It is a transcript of the gene Fzd4, whose product is annotated as frizzled class receptor 4. Bases 319 to 1932 code for a protein of 537 amino acids. The record is from RefSeq and is a predicted model, not a curated record. The transcript has 2 exons. Gene Ontology annotation, biological process: canonical Wnt signaling pathway; retina vasculature morphogenesis in camera-type eye; non-canonical Wnt signaling pathway. Gene Ontology annotation, cellular component: plasma membrane. Gene Ontology annotation, molecular function: Wnt receptor activity; Wnt-protein binding. Lineage: Eukaryota; Metazoa; Chordata; Mammalia; Rodentia; Muridae.
GAGCGCCGGGGCGGCGAGAAGAGCGCGGAGUAGACUGCGGGCGGGCGGGCUCCGCCAGACUCGGCCGGCGCUGGGUCCUGGGACCGCCGCUUGCAGCCAUGACCCGAGCAGCGCGUCCCUCGGCCCCGGCUCCGGACGUCUGAUAUCCGCACAGUCUCGGACAGCUGCUAGGGAGGCGGCCGCUGCCCCUGCGUCGCCCUGGGCGCCUUACCGCACUCCCUGUCCGGAGCUGGGACCAGCGCGGCCACCGGCGCCCCCCGUGCAAACUGGGGGUGUCUGCUGGAGCAGCCCCCGCCGCUGCUGCCCGCGGCUCUGGCCAUGGCCUGGCGGGGCACAGGGCCGAGCGUCCCGGGGGCGCCCGGAGGCGUCAGGCUCAGGCUUGGGCUUAUGCUGCAGUUGCUCCUGUUUCUGCGGCCGGCGCUGGGCUUUGGGGACGAGGAGGAGCGGCGCUGCGACCCCAUCCGCAUCGCCAUGUGCCAGAACCUCGGCUACAACGUGACCAAGAUGCCCAACCUGGUGGGACACGAACUGCAGACGGACGCCGAGCUGCAGCUGACAACUUUCACGCCGCUCAUCCAGUACGGCUGCUCCAGCCAGCUGCAGUUCUUCCUUUGUUCGGUUUAUGUGCCAAUGUGCACGGAGAAGAUCAACAUCCCCAUUGGCCCGUGCGGUGGCAUGUGUCUUUCAGUCAAGAGGCGAUGUGAACCAGUCCUGAAAGAAUUUGGGUUUGCCUGGCCAGACAGCCUGAACUGCAGCAAGUUCCCACCCCAGAAUGACCACAACCACAUGUGCAUGGAAGGACCAGGUGAUGAAGAGGUACCAUUGCCUCACAAGACCCCCGUCCAGCCUGGGGAAGAGUGCCAUUCAGUGGGAACCAAUUCUGAGCAGUACAUCUGGGUGAAGAGGAGCCUGAACUGUGUUCUGAAGUGCGGCUAUGAUGCCGGCCUGUACAGCCGCUCAGCUAAGGAGUUCACGGAUAUUUGGAUGACAGUGUGGGCCAGCCUUUGUUUCAUCUCCACCACCUUCACUGUGCUUACCUUCCUCAUCGAUUCAUCCAGGUUCUCUUACCCUGAGCGCCCCAUCAUAUUUCUCAGUAUGUGCUAUAAUAUUUAUAGCAUUGCUUAUAUUGUUCGGCUGACUGUAGGCCGGGAGAGGAUAUCCUGUGAUUUUGAAGAGGCGGCAGAACCCGUUCUCAUCCAAGAAGGACUUAAGAACACAGGAUGUGCAAUAAUUUUCUUGCUGAUGUACUUUUUUGGAAUGGCCAGCUCCAUUUGGUGGGUUAUUCUAACACUCACUUGGUUUUUGGCAGCAGGGCUCAAGUGGGGUCAUGAAGCCAUUGAAAUGCACAGUUCUUACUUCCACAUCGCAGCCUGGGCUAUUCCUGCAGUGAAAACCAUUGUCAUCUUGAUUAUGAGACUAGUGGAUGCCGAUGAACUGACUGGCCUGUGCUAUGUUGGGAACCAAAACCUAGAUGCCCUCACUGGCUUUGUGGUGGCCCCCCUCUUUACGUACUUGGUGAUUGGAACUCUCUUCAUUGCAGCAGGUUUGGUGGCCUUAUUCAAAAUUCGGUCAAAUCUUCAAAAGGAUGGGACAAAGACAGACAAGUUAGAAAGGCUAAUGGUCAAGAUCGGCGUCUUCUCAGUCCUGUACACAGUUCCGGCAACCUGUGUGAUUGCCUGCUACUUCUAUGAGAUCUCAAACUGGGCACUUUUUCGGUAUUCGGCAGAUGACUCUAAUAUGGCCGUUGAAAUGUUGAAAAUUUUUAUGUCUUUGCUUGUGGGCAUCACUUCAGGCAUGUGGAUUUGGUCUGCCAAGACUCUUCACACGUGGCAGAAAUGUUCUAACCGACUGGUGAAUUCUGGGAAGGUAAAGCGAGAGCAGAGGGGGAAUGGUUGGGUGAAGCCAGGGAAAGGCAAUGAAACUGUGGUAUGAGGCAGCUUUUACACUUUCCUUGUUUUGAAGGAAACAAUGCAGUGAAUCUCAGUUUGAGCAGACUAGAAAACGCUUCAGCACCCCCCACCGUCAGCCCACUACCCCUCACGCCACUCAGCCUCAUAAAAACCAAUGAUUUUGCUGCAGACUUUGGAACGAUCCAAAAUUGAAAAGCCAGUUAGGGGCUUUCAAAGCUGUGAGAAAUCAAAAGGCUGAUCACUUUAGCAGGUCACAGCUUGGAGUGUGGAGGUCCUGCUUAGAUUCCCGACAUCCAGGGUGAUGCUGUUUGUCCCCACUGGGUGGGAUGUCAGCUGUGAGUUGAUAACUUGCAGGGAAAAAGAUUAAUUUUUAAAACUCUUUUAAAUUUUAAAUAGUAACUAGGUCUUUCAGAUAGCAAAGUGAUCUAUAAACACUGGAAAUGCUGGGCUGGGAGACGUGUUGCAGAGUUUUAUAGUUUGGCUGGUCUAACAUAAACAUCUUCUGGCCUGCACUGUCUGCUGUUUAGAACUCUGGAGCACACUCCCAAGAGGUGGUGUCAAAAUCCUUCAGUGCCUUUGUUGUAAAACAGAAUUGUUUGAACAAACAAAAGUACUGUACUAACACACGUAAGGUAUCUAAAUAGAUUUCUCUUUCUCCUUAAAUUUCAGCAUCCUUGUUCUAGGUGCCCCUGUUUUCUUCACUUUAUACUAAUGACUCAAAAAAAAAAAGAAUUAUUUUUAUAGGUUUUUUUUUUUUUUUUUUUUUUUUUUUUUUUGCACUGCAGCAUGCCUAAUGAGGGGAAAGGGAAAGGUAAUUCAGUUUCUGACAAUCACUUAAUUCAGAAGAAAAUGAGAUUUACUAAGUUGACUUACCUUACCGACCCCAGAGACCUGUUGCAUUAAGCAACGUUAAGCAAUUGGGACUUAAAAUAUUUUAGUUUGUGUGAUUGCAUCUAGGCAGACGCCAGUCUGGACGAACUGAAAUGUUAAAUUUCUUGGCAACUUUGCAUUCACACAGAUUAACUGUGUAAUUUGUGUGUGUCAAUUACAAUUAAAAGCACAUUCUUGGACCAUGACAUAGUAUACUCAAUUGACUUUAAAACUGUGGUCAACUUGCAUUCUUAGUGUGAUAGUGCCUUUCCCCCUGUAGCAUAAGAAUGUUAUCAGAGUUUGGUCUACUUACCACAAUGGGGACUUAUUCAACUUUGCAAAGGCAACUAAGGACAGCAGAUCCAAAUACUUGGUACAUAAUUGUUCCUUAGUAAUUGGCAAAGGCUCCUUAUAAGAUUUCAUUGGAGGCAGUGUGGCCUGGAGUAUUUAUGUGGUGACUAAUGAAUCUCCAGAAUCCCAGCCAGAAGCUAGGUUGGUUAGCAGGGGCUACGGUGUAGACUGAAUGAAAUGAGCUGCAAAGUCUAACAGCACAAAGUCUUAAUUGCCUUUGCCGGGGUAUCCAAGGCCUUUAAAAUUUAUGCUUUAAGUCCCUCACAAGGGGGUACCCGCUAGCAACCUAUCAAAAAGCUGAAGUUCUUUUAAAACUGUGACUGGCCUUCUCUGUAACCUGCCUUAGGCCUUUUAAUCGCCAGAUCUCUGGGACAAACUGUUGUACACGUCCCCGGUUGGUCUCCUCGUGUUUCAUACCUGUCUGCCUCAGCAACUGCGGUUAUUUAUUGAUUCAUGCUUUAUCCCUUUAGUGGAAAAAAAAAGCUCUUCAUGUUUUGCCCAAUCAUACUUUGUGGAGAAACAUUUCAUGGACUCCAAAGGUGAUCAAAUUCUGGGAAUACAAAUUUUUAAUUUUUUUUUUUGUUGUUUUGUUUUGGUUUUUGGUUUUGAGGUUGUUUUUUUUUUUUUUUUUUGUAUGUUUGGUUGGUUGUUUGUUUUGAUUUUGGUUUGAGCUUUAUGUCUCUCACUUUACAUUUUCUCUCUGCGCCCUUUGUUUUCUCAAGUUCUGUAGCUGUCUGAGAUCAAGAUACAAGAUGCAUAUGAGGCCCAAUGUAUGCUUAGAAAGGAGAAUCUUUCGGCUUAUGAGAUAGAGACCUUUGUGAACUUGCUUGGCCCCUGGUGAUUUACACAGCCUGAGUACCUAGACUGGACUAGGGCGUAAGGCUCCAGGAGCAUGAGAACUGAUCCCUGGAAGGGCCAGAUUAACUCCUGAAUGAGCUGCCUAUGAAAUGUGAAAAAGACCCGCCCUGUGCUACUUGCAGACAGUUCCCAUAGCUGUCCAGGGCCCUGGAGUAUGCACCCAAGGGCAGAUUCUGCCCUUACUCACGCUCUGCUCUGGUGUCUUGGGAGUUGUGCAGUGAUUCUGGCCCAGGAAAGGGAUGAAGGACCAGGCAGUAACUGACUGGCUUUGCUGUGCUGGCUUUGUAAUGCAAUUUUCUUUGCAAUGCUGCAGUGAUUAUAGGACCAAGAUAGCACCCUCCAAAGGGCUGGGCAAGAAGUAGGUGCUGAGCAUGUGUCAACAAUAACCAUAGCAACAGCAAGCCCUUGGGUGAACCUGGUCACCUGCCUUCUGAAUUCUAGAGCUAGCAGACUGACAAUUUCUCUGUCCCAUCUUUCAGGAGAAGUUUUGUUUGAGCAAAGGGGGCUGGCAGCUCAGACCGGUUUAAUAAUCUUAGCAACACUGUGAGGUUGUAAGGCCUUCCCUUUCAAAUUCCAGGUGAUGGAGAAUGAUCCCAGUCUCCAGGAAGAUAAUUCAGUAGCUCAGAAGUCCUUUACCAAUGCCCUUCAAGUGACUGCAUCAUUUCUUCACACCAUUCCCACAAGUUUCUUUCUAGGUCUCUCUACCUUUCCCAGAAUUUCUUCUAAAUUAAUGACAAAAUGCAUCAGCUUUGCUUCAUGACCAUAUCUUCAUUAAAACUCCCUAGGAAAACAGAGUAGGACCCAAGGACUAGGCUCUAGCAUCUACUGUGGCUUUGGACACAGAGGGUCAAGGCUUGGAGUAUAUACCAUGGGACUUAUGCAGGCAUAUUUGAGGACAGCUGCACACUGAGGAGAAAGUCAGACUUGUUUUCUUUUCUCUGAGAUCCGGAAUAAGUACGUGAGGUUGUGAUUUUUUUAAGAAAAGUCCUCAAGCUUCCAGAUAUUCCAUUAAGCACGAUGAAGGGCACCUCUGUCCAUCCUCUUCUUUGAUAAACUCCUCUGUCCUGCCUCAUAAAAGCCAAAACAUGGAGUAGAAGAACACUGUGUAGGGUAGACGUAGCCAGAACCACCCAGCUGAGCUACUCGGCUGAUUAUAUCUUUCUUCCUUUAUGGUGACCCAUUUCCUGGUUGCUGAGAUGGCUUCUGAGCUGGCGCAGUGCCCAGAGGCCUGAAACAAGGGAAAGGUGACACUAUUUCCUGAGAUGUUCCCUUUCUUCUUUCAGUCAUGCCCUCACCAGUACUCCCUCACCAGAACCAGAGCUAUCUCCUGAUCAGGUUCUGAGCUGUAGUUCUGUCUAACACUUCCAGCUGUAACUCAGUCCUUUGCUCAAACAAUUCAGUGUCUUUGGUAUUGAGUGUAAAUUUGGAUCAUGGGACACCAAGAUGAAGCUGACAUCCUCAGUCCUCAAAGAGCAGACACAAUUGAUAGAGGUUUCACCAGUGUGACAUGUCUGCUAAGGAGCUCAUAGUGGCAGUCAGGAAAGGAAACCAUGAGGACACAGACUUUGGCAGGAACUACUUAAUGUGUAAAUUCCAUCCUGUGACAGAGGGCAUUGGAGAGAGUUGCUAUUCCUGUCAGUCAUGAUGAACCCCGGACUUGGACAGUGCUCUUUGUUCUUUUAUUGUAUUUGACUUCAGAGUCCCUGUCUGAGUUUGCAGUAUGCCUGGCAAAGGACCCAGGUUAUCAUUUUCCCUUCAUGCCUAGUCUUGGAACUCCUGAGAGAGCAUUUUGCUCCCACAGAGGAUCAGAUACUGAAGCCUAAGUAAUAGAUUUUGUUCCACUGGCGCCCAGAUGGAGCUCUCUGUUGCUGCCUUUUGCCAUGCAAUACAUGCAGUAAUGGCACACUUGACAUACCCAGCAUGCAUCUUCCUCUAACAAGCACAUUUGCCCUGGCCGUGACUUGAUUUUUUCCUCAUUUGUCUUAUUUUCUGUCUUUGCAGCAGUCACUUCCUAGUAUUCACCCAGGUAGUCGGUAGAGAGUCUGUUUGGAAUCUAAUAUGAGCUACAUCUUCAGAGCAUUUCAUUUGUGUCUUCCUGAUCUCCCAGAACGUUCAGCUAAUGACCAGUAUCAUCCCAGAAAGCUUCCGAAAGGGGGUGAAGGCAGCUCUGUCCUACAAAGGCUGUGUCUGUCUUUUCUCCCAGGUUAUGCACAUUUCAAAAUCCUGGAAGUUUAACAGGCUGAGGCCCUGACUUGACGGCGGCCAGGGGAAGGGGUUAAGUUGCUUUCUAGAGCUUUCAUGGUGGACUUCCAGGUGGUUCUGAGUUUCUCUGCCUCACAGAGAUGAUGUGAGGCUUUAGAAGGCCUAAGAAUGAAGGCCCCUUGAGCUUCUCAUAUGAAGGAUGAACUAAGUCACAACCCCAGUCUGCAGAAAGAUAAAAUACAGUUAGGGUUAUUCUGUACAGCAGUUCAGGUAAUUGUUUCCUACCUUUUUCUUGGAUCCUCAUGCCUCUUCACAGCUCUAGGAACCUGGAGCAACUGGGGCCCAUUCAGAUGCUUGAUAUAGAGGUACCAGGCAAACUCUUGCUAUACAAGCCCUGAAUAAAUUACUGAAUUUCAAAGGAAAUAGACCCCCUUUUUAAGGAUGUACAAAAGUGUGUCUGCAUUGAUGUCUGUACUGUAAAUUUCUAAUUUAUCACUGUAUUAAAAAAACUUGCUAUUUAAUUUUUGUAUUAAAGGAAAAUAAAGUUUUGUUUAUUAA